This is a messenger RNA of Otolemur garnettii (small-eared galago), 3460 nucleotides long. It is a transcript of the gene MLXIPL, whose product is annotated as MLX interacting protein like. The record is from RefSeq and is a predicted model, not a curated record. The coding region runs from base 59 to 2791 and encodes 910 amino acids. The transcript has 16 exons. NCBI's taxonomy places the organism in Eukaryota, Metazoa, Chordata, Mammalia, Primates, Galagidae. Gene Ontology annotation, cellular component: nucleus. Gene Ontology annotation, molecular function: RNA polymerase II cis-regulatory region sequence-specific DNA binding; protein dimerization activity; DNA-binding transcription factor activity, RNA polymerase II-specific. Gene Ontology annotation, biological process: regulation of transcription by RNA polymerase II.
UCACACGCGCUGCUCCGGCCUGGCGGCGGAGCCCAGGCAAGGGAAGGCAGCGAUAGCCAUGGCUGGGGCCCUGGCUGGCCUGGCCACGGGCUUGCAGGUCCCACGGAUCGCCCCGAGCCCGGACUCGGACUCAGACUCCGACACAGACUCGGAGGACCCGAAUCUCCGGCGCAGCGCGGGCGGGCUGCUCCGCUCUCAGGUCAUCCACAGCGGUCACUUUAUGGUGUCGUCGCCGCACAGCGACUCGCUGACCCGUCGGCGCGACCAGGAGGGGCCAGGGGGUCUCGCUGACUUCGGGCCACGCAGCAUCGACCCCACACUCACUCGCCUCUUCGAGUGCUUGAGCCUGGCCUACAGUGGCAAGCUGGUCUCACCCAAGUGGAAGAAUUUCAAAGGCCUCAAGCUGCUCUGCCGAGACAAGAUCCGCCUCAACAACGCCAUCUGGAGGGCCUGGUAUAUCCAGUAUGUGGAACGGAGGAAGAGCCCCGUGUGUGGCUUCGUGACCCCUCUGCAGGGGCCUGAGGCUGACGCGCACCGGAAACCAGAGGCCGUGGUCCUGGAGGGGAACUACUGGAAGCGGCGCAUCGAGGUGGUGAUGCGCGAGUACCACAAGUGGCGUAUCUACUACAAGAAGCGGCUCCGUAAGUCCAGCAGGGAAGGGGAUCUCCUGGCUCCUAAGCAGGCGGACGGCAGGUGGCCACCGCCAGAAAGAUGGUGCGAGCAGCUCUUCUCCAGUGUGGUGCCUGUGCUGCUGGGGGGCCCAGAGGAGGAGCCUGGUGGGCGGCAGCUCCUGGACCUCGAGUGCUUUCUGUCAGACAUCUCCGACACGCUCUUCACCAUGACUCAGCCUAGCCCCUCACCUCUGCAGCUGCCCCCUGAGGAUGCCUACGUCAACAAUGCUGACAUGAUCCAGCCAGACCUGACACCAUUGCAGCCCAGCCUGGACGACUGCAUGGAGAUCUCAGAUUUCUUCACCAACUACCGCCCCCCACAGACGCCCACGCCUUCAAACUUCUUGGAGCCCCCUAGCUUUAGCCCCAUGGCUGAUUCCUUCUUCAGCAGUGGGAUCCUGGGUCCAGAGGUGACCGCUGCCUCUUCGGGCUUGACCCACCUCUCAGGACAUGGCCGCCUGCAGGCUCGCAACAGCAGCCCUGGCCCCUUGGACUCCAGCACCUUCCUGAGCUCUGAGUUCCUCCUUCCUGAAGACCCCAAGCCCAGGCUCCCACCUCCUCUGACACCCCCACCUCUCUUCCAAUACUCUCCCCCUGCCAAAGCCCUGGGCCUGGAGCCUUGUCCUCCACCCCCAUUCCCACCCAUGGCUCCACCCCCUGCUGUGCUGCAGGAAGAGUCUCUCUUCUCUCCCAGGCUUCCUUUCCCCACUGUCCCUCCUGGCCUGGGAGUAUCCCCACUGCCUGUUCCCACACCCUUCCCACCUACCCCACAGCCCACCCCAGGCCCUACCACCAGCCCCUUCCCCAUAAACCUCAUGGCCACAGGCUGUCCAGAGCCCCUUUUUGGGCCUUGCUUCUCCACAUCUCAGGGCACAUGGCCCAGAGGCAAGCCACCCUCUAGGGGACGGAAAGCCAGACCCCCCACCUUGGCCCCAGCCACUGCCAGCCCCACGGUUGCGGCCACUGCUGGGGGCAGCAACCCCUGCCUCACACAGCUGCUCACAGCAGCCAAGCCUGAGCAAGCCUUGGAACCACCACUUGUGUCCAGUGCCCUCCUCCGGCCGCCAGGGUCCCCGCAGGAGACGGUCCCCGAAUUCCCCUGCACCUUCUUUCCCCCAACCCCAGCCCCUACACCAGCCCGGCCACCUCCAGGCCCAGCCACACUGGCUCCAUCCAGGCCUCUGAUUGUCCCCAAGGCAGAGCGGCUCUCACCCCCAACACCCAGCGGUAAAGAGGGUCUGCAGGGACUGGGGGAGUUCAAGGGAUGGAGGGAGGAGCAGGAAGAAGGGGGUACUGCAUCUGGGGCCAGGAUGAGAAGAGCAGGGCAAUGGGACCCUCUCCCUUGUGUCGGUCUGUCUGUGGGUCUGUCUGUCCCUGCCACAGGCAGUGAGCGGCGGCUAUCAGGGGAGCUCAACUCCACACCUAGCCCAGGGACCCUGAGCAUCCGCAUCUCACCACCUCAACCCAUCAUACACCGGGGCCGUGCUGACAAUAACAAAACCGAGAAUCGGCGUAUCACACACAUCUCUGCAGAGCAGAAGCGGCGCUUCAAUAUCAAGCUGGGGUUUGACACCCUUCACGGGCUUGUGAGCACACUCAGUGCCCAGCCCAGCCUCAAGGUGAGCAAGGCUACCACACUGCAGAAGACAGCAGAGUACAUUGUCAUGCUGCAGCAGGAGCGGGCGGCCAUGCAGGAGGAGGCCCAGCAGCUGCGAGAUGAGAUCGAGGAGCUCAAUGCUGCUAUUAACUUAUGCCAGCAGCAGCUGCCUGCCACAGGGGUGCCCAUCACACACCAGCGUUUUGACCAGAUGCGAGACAUGUUUGAUGACUAUGUCCGAACCCGGACACUGCACAACUGGAAGUUCUGGGUGUUCAGUGUCCUCAUCCGGCCUUUGUUCGAGUCCUUCAAUGGCAUGGUGUCCACAGCAAGCCUGCAUAGCCUCCGCCAGACCUCACUGGCCUGGCUGGACCAGUACUGCUCCCUGCCUGCUCUCCGGCCAACUGUCUUGAACUCCCUACGCCAGCUGAGUACAUCUACAAGCAUCCUGACUGACCCAGGCUGUAUCCCUGAGCAAGCCACGCGGGCAGUCACAGAGGGCACCCUUGGCAAACCUCUGUAGCCCUGGCCAUAGCUUGCUGCUCACUCAGCUGCCCUGGGGCUGCCUUCCCUGGCAUGGGCUCCAGAGAUAACUCCUGGGCACUCCUCUCCCACCCUGGGUCCUGGCAAUCCCCUUCCCUGAGGGUUGCAGGGUCCAAGUCUCAUGCUUCCCACCUCCUAGAGGCUGAGAAGAGCUGAGUCCUUGUCCCUGCUCUACCACUGUGUCCUAGCACUGUGACCCUGGGUGACUCAUAGCCACUCUUUGGACCUCUGUUUUCCAAUCUGCAAAAUGGAGAUGGGGAAAAUUCAACCACUAGAUGACCCAAGAUCUUAGCAAAUAUGACAUUGAGGGGGCCUAAGCUGGCAACCCCAAAAGCUCAAAGGAGGGAAGAGGAUGUUUCCCUGUCACUCCCACUUGCUUCCCCACGGGUGGGACACAGGCCUCUUCCUGAACACAGAAGCAGAACAGGAGGUUCUCUCUCUCUGCUCCUUCACUGGUGACCCAGAGGGGCUGCAGGAUGGCUUCCCCUGGGUGAGACUAGGAAGGUCUGAUCAUGGGAGAGACCAGGGUUGGGGUGGCCAGAGCAGGGCAGGCAUCCUGUGUGUGUGUGUGUGUGUGUGUGUGUGGACAUGCGCGUGUAUGGAUUUUGUAAAGAAUUCUUCACCAAUAAAAGCAAAAACUGUCUGCUGG